AUGGAUUUUAUUCGAUCAAUUAGGUAUAUAUAUAGCAGUAUUAUUGACCUCUCCGGCAACGAUAUUAAAACGAAUAUUGCUCUUUUAAUUGCUGCCGAUGAAUUAUGUCUUAACAGCCUAUGCGAUUUUAUUGAAGAACAUCUUCUUAUAAACGAAGUUUUGCUUAAAAAGAAUUUUAUUCUCAUUCAAAGUGUCGCAUGCCAAUUUACUCAGUUUAACAGAUUGGUUCAAUUUUAUAAUAUUUCUUUUCAACAAGAACCUUCAUUAAUCUUCAAGGCAGAUGAUUUCACAGCAAUAAAACAAGAAAUCCUCCUUAUUAUCCUUGUUAAAAACGAUUUUUCUGAGAGCCCUAUUGAAGUUUGGGAUAAAUUAUUAGAAUGGUGUAUUGCACAAUCUGACGAUAAAUUACCAUCUGAUUUUACAAAAUGGACGGAAAAUGAAAUAUUAAUAUUCAAAUCAUUAAUUCAGCCUUUUAUACCACAUAUUGAUUUCAAAAAUAUUAGUCCCGCAGAUUUUUUUCACAAAAUCAAACCACUUAAAAAUAUUUUUGAAGAUGGUUUUUACAUUAAAAUACUUGAAUAUUAUUCUUUUUAUGCUUUUAGGUCUCGACCUAUAUAUAGAAGACAACAAAGUAGUAGAUAUUCAAUAGUUCCCGUAAAACCCGUAAGACGUAGAUUAAUAAAAGAGAUUAUUAAUAUAUUUUAA
Molecule: messenger RNA, 705 nt
Organism: Funneliformis geosporum
Lineage: Eukaryota; Fungi; Glomeromycota; Glomeromycetes; Glomerales; Glomeraceae
Source: the annotation of a GenBank genome assembly